This is a messenger RNA of Silurus meridionalis, 766 nucleotides long. RefSeq lists its product as uncharacterized. The record is from RefSeq and is a predicted model, not a curated record. The coding region runs from base 77 to 730 and encodes 217 amino acids. Lineage: Eukaryota; Metazoa; Chordata; Actinopteri; Siluriformes; Siluridae. The transcript has 5 exons.
GAAAAAGUUGUGGUCAGAGUGAGUUGCCAUUUCCUCCUCACAUGUCUAAAGCAGUGACAGAGAUCUCAGUCUCAUCAUGAAGAUCCUUCACAUUAACUUCUAUCUACUUGUGUGCUAUGGAGCUGCAGACAGUUUCACGGAGAAGUUGGUGGAUUUUGGACGAAAUGUGACUCUACAUUGUGAAGUAGAUAUAAAAGAUGUGUACUGGUUCCUGAUAAAGCCGUCAGAACCACCAGUGUUUAUAUUACGCUCUUUCUCUGGAAGAUCUCUGAGGGCAGAAUACAGUAACCCGACCUUCAGGAAGACUUUCUCAGUGCAAUACAACAGCAGUUUAUUCAUACACAAUAUCAGUACUAAUGUAUUAGGAGUGUAUUAUUGUAGUAAAACUCCAGCUGGUUCACCUCCUAACAUCAGCCAUGGAUUCAAACUUUACAUCCAGAAUCAUUCAGCUGUUCCAGAGAAUCAGACAUCUAUGACUAGACAGUGCCAGCAUCAGACAAUUGAUAAAGGUGAAGAGAUCAGACUGUGGAGAAAUUUCCUCAUCAUAUUGGGAAUGAUGAUCUGUAUGGGGAUCGCUGCAGUCACAGUCUCGAUCGUGAGCUGCUGUGGAAAAAACAAACCAAUAAACAGGGAUGGAAAACUUGAAGAAGUCACUGGAUCUCAGGUAUGCUUACCAGAAGCACAUUAUCAAAGCAUCUACAAUGUGGUGCAGUUUCACCCUGUCAUGUAACACACAACACACACACACACACACACACACACACAC